GCUCUCACCAUGUCUGACAACAACAAGCCUUCGCAGCCAAUUCCAAUCCAAAGACAUCGUUCGCCUUCCAGCUCUGGUUCCCUCUCUUCCUCUGCCAGUGAUUCUGAACCUCUUAGAACUCCAGUCACUCCUUAUUCUCCCUCCAAAGUCUCCAUUCCUUCCCCAGGAAGUUCUCCCAUCCUCUCCUACUUCCUCGCUCAGUCUCCGACUUCAUCAAAAGCCACGACUCUUCCCUUCCGUUCCAAGUUUUCUACCACCACUGCGCCUGUCUUUGAGGCAGAAGAAGGCGAGCCCCAUGCAGCACGUCACGCUCGCAGGGCCAGCACCACCGUAGCCGACCGUUUCACCCAACAGCCACCCCAAACCACUCUCCCUGAUAACCGUCUCGACCGCGGCACCGGUCUCUUACGGAGACUCUCCCUCUCAACCGCUGCUCCCAAUCUAAACCGACCCGGUCCACCAGCCCCGCCCAACUCCGCUGUAUCCCCAACUAGUCCUCAAUCACUUCCCCCAUUUGCUGAACCUAGCUCAAAGACGAAAGCCAGACGAUCGAACACUCUCGCUGCGCCUAGGAGAGCUCCGUCGCCUAUGGGCGAGAGGAUACUCAAGGGUCAUUUCGAUGGGUUUAACUAGUUGGUUUGUCCUCCUUACCCCUGUAGCUAUAGAGAUAAAAAACAGGUGUACCUUUUGUCGUUGCAUUCGUUCGUUUUCAAUGUCCGAUAUGUUCUUUUUUUUUUUGUUUUCAUGUGUAAAACCAGUAUUCGUCCAAUUUGGCCUCUGUGUGUAGGAUAAAAAAGAACUUAUUCAUAUGUGCAAUAUCGAGUUAUAUCCAGAGUAUUCCAUCUCGCAGCCUG
Marasmius oreades (fairy-ring Marasmius) is the source of this 854-nucleotide messenger RNA. RefSeq lists its product as uncharacterized. Bases 10 to 633 code for a protein of 207 amino acids. Lineage: Eukaryota; Fungi; Basidiomycota; Agaricomycetes; Agaricales; Marasmiaceae. The record is from RefSeq and is a predicted model, not a curated record. The transcript is spliced from 4 exons.